Molecule: messenger RNA, 5406 nt
Organism: Candida tropicalis MYA-3404
Lineage: Eukaryota; Fungi; Ascomycota; Pichiomycetes; Serinales; Debaryomycetaceae
Exons: 1
Coding region: 1-5406 (1801 amino acids)
Biological process (GO): cell adhesion
Cellular component (GO): fungal-type cell wall
Source: RefSeq, a predicted model, not a curated record
AUGUUGCGUCUAUCAAUUACUUAUUCCAUUUUCACAUUAAUUAACGUUAUAAAUGCCAAGGUCCUCUCCGGCAUAUUCACCAGAUUUGUUUCAUUAACACAAUCAUCUUAUAAUUCGUACAGUUUCGACGGUCCAAUGCUGACAACUUGGAUUGCAGCUCUAGGGUGGGAAAUCAAUGGAACAAAAGCAAAACCAGGUGAUACAUUUACUUUAGAGAUGCCCUGUGUUUAUAAAAUUUUUAUAAAUGAAGAAUCUAUUGACUUAAUUGGAAAUGAUAUUAGUUUAGCAACUUGUGAAGUCCACUCUGGUGAACAUAUAUCCACAAAUUCGUAUUUGAAUUGUGUUAUGAAUGAUUCUUUAGACGAAAGAACCAAUAUUGAUGGAAUUUUGAGACUCCCUAUUAUGUUCAAUGUUGGAGGUUCCGGUCAAGAUACUGACUUAGAUGCGGCAUCAUCGUGUUUCAAUACUGAUUCCAACAUAAUUGCUUUCAACAAUGGCGACACAAGUAUUUCCAUUCAACGAAGCUUUUCAGUAAGAGCAAUUUUUGAUACUGUACCAAUAAACUUUGUUCGGGUAGGAAAAACUAUUAGUGAAUUAGAGGUACUCAUUGUUGCUCCAAAUUGUCCACAAGGUUACACAAAUGGUAGACUAGCAAUUGCUGCUUCAGACCGUGACGUUAUCAUAAAAUGCUCUACUAUAACAUCGGGAUUUGCCAGUAAACUUAACAAGUGGAACCUUCCAGAAAAUUUAGUACAACUUUACCACGGCAGUCUUUGUACUUCACGUCAAUUUUCUAUUAGUUAUACUAAUAUUCCAGAAGGGUAUCGUCCAUUUCUACUGGUAACUUUAAGCAAUGCUGUUAGUUCUUCAUUUAACCUUCGUUACACGAUUCAGAAUACAUGUGAAAAAGACACGUUUAAUGAUCAAUCAAGAUCAGUUUCCUGGAGAAAGUUAAACUAUGGAUCUAUCGAUUCAUAUGGUGGUAUCAUGAUUCCCGUCACAAGAACUAGAACAGGCACCGCCUCAACUAGAUUGGUCACUACACGACCUUUUGAUCCUUCGACGCACAGAACAAAAACAAUCGAAAUUAUUGUGCCGAUUCCAACCAGAACACGAACUUCUUCAUACCUUGGAAUCACGACGUCCAUAUCUACAAUCAAUGCUUAUAUUGGUGCCACCGCUACAGUAAUUGUUAACAACCCUUAUCAUGUUACCACGACGUUGACUACAUAUUGGACAGGUUCAACAACUUCUACAACAACAUCUAUUGCUCAAACUGAUUCCAUUGAUGAGGUUUAUGUACUAGUCCCAGUUCCAAAUCCUACAAUCACUAGAACGGAAUUUUGGACAGGAAGUUACUUUAGAACAACCACUGUCACUAAUAGACCGCGUCAAACAGAUAUUGUUCAAGUUGAAGUACCUCAAAAUCCUACAACAACAAUCACUACGCUUGGAAAUGUCCAAUCACGUCUGACCAGUAUACAAACAAAUGGUCCUCUGAAUACUGAUACUGUGGUUGUGAUUGUUCCUCCAAAUCCAACUGUUACCACUUCAUCAUUCUGGAGUGAGGAUUAUGCAAGUGUGGUUACAUACACUAACGAUGUUCUUGGGACAGAUUUUGUGGUAGCUUAUUUUCCUGUGAAUCCUACUUCCUUGUUGAACCAGUUCUGGACAGAAGAUUACAUUAGUACGGAAACACAAACUAAUGAUCCUGAGGGUACUGACUACCUUGUUGUUUACUACCCACCUAAUCCAACUACCACCACAAGUGAAUUCUGGACUGGAGACUAUGUCAACACGGUGACUCUACAGAAUGAGCCACAAGAAACCGACACAGUGAUUGUUCAGUAUCCUGCUAAUCCAACUGAGACCACUACUGAGUUUUGGAGUGAAGAUUACAGAACCACAUUGACUCAGAUGAAUGAUCCUUCUGGUACGGAUAAUGUCAUUGUCUAUGCUCCUGCCAAUCCAGCUGUUACUACCGCUGAAUUCUGGCCAAAUAGUGUCACCUCAUCAGUCACGGAAACCAAUGGUCCUGAUAAUACCGACACGAUUGUUGUUUAUGUUCCCCACAAUCCAACUACUACCAGAACUGAAUUUUGGACUGGGGACUAUGCUACGAGGGUAACACAUACUUAUGGGCCAGACACUACUGACGAGGUUGUUGCCUACUAUCCAUUUAACCAGGUGAUCACUAGAACCGAGUUCUGGACUGAGGAUUUUACUAGCACGAUCACUGAUGACAAUGGGGCUGAGGAAACCGAUAAUGUCGAUAUCUACGUUCCACCAGAUCCAACAUCUAUUUCUUCUACAAUCUGGCUUGUAUCUGAUACUAUAAUUAGUAUUGAAACAGAUGAUUCUGAUAAUAGUAGCAUGGUAUCUAUAGAAUCUUCAACUGAAGUACAGUCUAUCACUGAAGUACUUCAUAUCAUUGAAUUUGGUAAUGUAAAUUAUAAUGCUAUCCCCGGUCAAAAUAAUUUCUCAACAACAUAUUUUGAAACCUGGUCGAAAUCAACGGAUUUUCCCUCAUCUACAACAAGAACAACAAUGCAUUCUGGACAUGUCACCACCAGUCAACAGAGUGACUUUGGUAAUAGCAAGGCUAUUUAUUCUAGUUCUGAUCAACAUCCAUUUAGCUCUAAUGAAAUGUCUGUGUCUACAUCAUCAGUGGAAGAUGUGCUGUUUUCUGAUGUUUUCAAUGCAUCAGUCACGAGUGAAACUCACAUUGUCCAAACCUCAGAAUUGCCAUUGAUGGAUAUUGGUUCAAGUACUAGCAUUAAGUACUUUUAUUCCAUGUAUUCUGUUGAAAAUUCACAUCCACAAUCACAUCUUGAAGAAUCAUUGCUUCCAUAUGAGAGUAUAUCCGACCAGAGAUGGACUCGUAUGCCCACGCCGUCUACACUGGAAUUACAUCCUCAAGUAUCGUCUACUGAACUUCCUAGUCAACUCAUUCUGGAUAUUUCUUAUGUUUCUUACAAUCUUCAGAAUUUUGUCGGGUCUAAUAUCCUGUUGUCUUCAGCCGAUAACUAUUUUCUGGUUUCACUACCUACUACACAUACUAAGGGAAGUGCAUCUAGCUAUUUUACAGAAGCUGAAACUUUUAUUGCGAUGCAAAUGUCUUCUUUGAUAGCUGAACCGUCACUGUUAUCUGUGUUAGAUUCUGGUAUAUCUUCAACCAACCCUGUUAGUGCCAGUAUAGCUUUAUUUGAAACAUCCAGUAGUGUGGUGCCGCUGAUUUUGUUGUCGAGUAUUUCUGAUUACUCCUAUGAAUCAUUGAGUACCUCAACAAAUGAAUUUAUUAUCCUUGAGGGAAAUUUUUUGUUUAUGGAAUAUCUGAAUAGUUGGAAGGUGACUAAGGAGUCAACAGUUGAAAAUUUAGGUACCAUUCCAGUUAGAAGUGGAAGUGAAUCUAUUUCUUCUUCCAUUUUAUAUCAAAAUGUUUUAUUCGUUACAGAUAGGCCACAUAUUGGAACGAGCUUUGGAUAUGAAACUAACGUUCGAGAAUCAUCAAGUCUGUAUGUACCAACCAUUGUUGAAUCUGAUUCGUUCGAUAUGAAACCUACGCUGCUAAUGACUGUGUCUGAAAAUGUGGCCAUUCAUCAAGUUGGUUUGUUUGUCGAUUGUCCUAGUAGUCUUGAUGAAAUCAAUACUAAUUCUGUUUGCACCCACGAUUUCCCAAGCAGUAUACUUGAAAGUAUGGAUUCUAAUAACAUCAAGUAUACUUCAGUGAAUGGAGAGUUAAUGACAUCAACUAUUUUUGCUACAAGCUCACUUUUGGGACAGUCUACAACAGUGCAUGAACUGGUUGUUACCUCACUAGAACCGGUUCCGACCUUCAUGAUUGAACAUUAUUUAACCUCAUUAGAUGCUGAAUUUGUGUCCUUAUCAAGUGAAACAGAUCAUUUUGAGAAUAAUUCAGAACAAUUUUUAACAUCAAGUGAAUCUAUGUUGUCUUCUUUUGAUGUAAGCGAUGGUUUUACUUUUUUGGAAACUUCGUUGGAAAGGCAAUUAACUUAUUCACAUAAAGAUAUACAGAUUCCUGAUGCAGGUGUUUCUUCAAUUGAUGAAGAAUUUUCAUAUUCUGAAAGUUUUCCUAUAUCAUAUAAUUAUCAUUUGACCUUAAAUUCCAAUUCUGUCUCAGCACUGAAUAUAUUUAGUGAGGUUGUUGAAUCGGUAACUAGUUUGGAUAGUGAUGAAGAAAUCAUACCAGGUUUUACUUCUGUUAUUACAUCGAGUUCCAAAGAUGAUCCUACUACCAACAUUCCAGCAAUCAGCCUGAUCGAUACAAAUGAUAUGAAUGUGAAUUCUAACUUGUUCUACCACCACAGUUCAAUGGCAAUUACAGAAGAAUUUGAAAGUACCAGUUUGCAAUCUUCAGCUACUGAUCUUUUGGUUGAUACCAUCGAGGUAGUCGAUUCAAAUUCUAAUAUUUAUCACCCUGUUUAUUCAUUGGCUGUAAAUGUAAGACCUGUUUAUUGGAAUGAGUCCACUACUAUACUGAAGUCAAUCAUUUCAACAACUCAAUUUGAAAAAGCAGUUUCUAGUCAAAGUCCAGAGUUUUCAAUCAGUCCCCUUAUGGAAUCUUUGUCUAUUGAUAACUCACCAAAUCAGGUCUCAAUAUCAACAUUACUGAGUUCUUAUUCCGUAUUUUCUACUGUUGUUCAUUUUACUGAUGAUAUUGACAGUUUGUUGUCCACCGGUACAAAUGAAAUUAUUGAUGUUGGAGAUUAUGAUGGAAAAACUUCAUCCUCGAUAAAUAGCAAAGUCACAAUAGGUUCGUUUGCAUCAGAUGCAUUAUUGUCUUCUAUUGUUGUUGAAAAUGGUUAUACUCAGGGGGCUUCCAGUUCACUAAAUGACAUCUCCAUUGCUGAUCUGCAGAGUAUUGAAAAGGAAACUGCAACCAUUCAAGAUCGACUAUAUUCAGUUACUAUGAUUGAAUCAGUUGACAUAUCUACCAAGAGUGUUGAUAGAAAAAGUGAGAUCUCAAAAAAUGAAGCUAGUCAUGAACUGUGGGAUCUGUUAUCAGAAGAUAAUGAUGGCACAAAAAUAGAAAACUAUCCAUCUGAUGACAAGAAUCUUAUCACUUUGAGUGAAAGUUUAAUUUCAAGUGGUGAUAUUUCAUCAAUUCUGUCAACUAUAAUGUCAGAUAAAAAUAAUCUCGCAAUGGUCACUUCAAUUGUCCUGGAUAUUCCUGGAAUCAUCGAUUUUUCUAAAGAUGAUCAUAAAAAUAUCACAAAAAGCAUUCUGAGUUUGGAUUCAAUAUUCCAAUACACUACUUUAACUCAGCAAUUUGUUUCAGCAUUUACACCAAAUAUUUCAUUUAUUGCAAAAGGUGGUUCUUCAACACUAUUCUAUUUACCAAAUUGGCUCUUCAUAAAUUUGUUUUUACUAGUUAUAUUGUUAUAG